This is a messenger RNA of Arachis stenosperma, 525 nucleotides long. RefSeq lists its product as uncharacterized. The record is from RefSeq and is a predicted model, not a curated record. Lineage: Eukaryota; Viridiplantae; Streptophyta; Magnoliopsida; Fabales; Fabaceae. The transcript has 3 exons. Bases 1 to 525 code for a protein of 174 amino acids.
AUGGCUUCCGUAGACGUUCUUUCUCAGUGGGUAGAUGUUACGGUCCUUGGGGAGAAACCGUUGGUUGACGCUGAGUUCAUCACUCAUCUUCGUACUCAUCACAGGCUCUAUAUGGCAAAAAGGAACGCUCAGGAGGCCUAUCAAAGGGUCCAGGAGGCCAAGGCGAAGUCCCGGGCUAGGUCCAGUGGUGCCAGGGCGAUCACCUCUCCUCCUCCUCCUCCUCCUCCUCCUAAGAAUACUGGCACUCCCCCUCAACCCAUUGUCAUUUCUUCCUCAAGUUUGUCUCGACCACCCCCUUCUGCCCAGGUCGUUAUUGAUGGCGCCAUCGUUUAUCCUCCUGCUCCCGAGGUUGUUUCCGAGUCGGAUUUGAAGACUCGGGGGCAGAGGAUUAUUGAGUCUCCUCCUCGCCCAAGAGAUCCUCCAAGUUCUUCAAUCCUUACCCCGACUUCCUCUUCGGCUCCUCCUCCUGGUCCUGGUGGUGCUCCUCCUGGUGGUGGUGAUUCCUCUACUCCGAUCAAAAAAUGA